AUGAAAUAAAGUACUUAAAUAACAAUAGAGAAAUGUAAAUAAAAUAUUGGAGACAGUGAUUUUGAUGAUUAAUAAAGAAAACUAACUUCAAUAUCAAAGGAUAUUUAGCUGGACGAAUUGAGAAAGAAAGAAAAGUAAACUGAAGAUUCUGACAAAUAAAUAAUCAGUCUCAAUCAAAACUUAUAAAGUAGCUAGAAUCCAAAAAACAUUUGUGCAACUGAUGAUUAUUGUUAACAAAAAAUAAAUUGUGAUGACUAACUACCUAAAUAACCUUAGAUUUUAGAUGUUUAAAUGUCUAAGGUUGAUGUUUUUUAGAAAGUAGAAGUAAACUUGGUUGAAUAAAGAAAAAAGGAUCAAGUGAAUUUUGAAGAAUGCUAUGAAAAAUUAAAAUAAAUGCACUUACUUAAAGUUGCAGGAGACAAGCAACAAAGAUACUAUACUACUUGUGAGUCUUUAUGUCAUACAUAUGUGGGAUUUAGUUGCUGUUAUUUCAUUUCUAAAAGAAAAUCUGAUUUGGAUUAAUAAGGGAUUGCUAUUAGUAUUUAUUUUAAGCAGUUAAAGGGAUUGAUUCUUCUUUGUUUUUGCUACUUUUUACUUUCAAUACCUGUUACUUAUCUAUAUGUACAAACUGCCAUUAACAGCAAUAUGACUAAAUUCAAUAGCUAUAGCAGUUACUUUGCUUACACAUUUGCUGGUGUUUGGGGUUAUGAUGUUUGGUAAUGCGAAAUGGGAAAUUAUUAAGACUUAUUAAGUAAAAGCGAAAGUAUUUUUCAAUGCUAGACUGGAUAGUUUGAUGUUAAGUUUUCUGUAGUUGGUUUAAUGUUUCCUUCUAAUAGUACAAACUACUAUGGAUGUUAAUUUGCGUAAAUAGAAAAUUUAAUCACAGAAUGCAACAAAAUUUCAUAGAAAUAUUUAGAAAAUAAAUGCUAAAAUCAAAAAGAAUGUUUGAUAAACUACAAUGAUAUAAUUUAAGAAUAUUUCUAGAGCACUGAUUCAUGCAAAUCUAUGUUGCAAUCAUACUAGAUAUUUAUUUCAAUGCCUUGCAAAAAUUCAUACAUGGAUUUUGGAUCUUUUCAAAUUUCUAAAAUGAACUUAUCAAUAUUUAUAAUAAUAGUUGAUAUUGUCAUUUUUUAUGUCUUUUUAAUUUCAGUUUUUGCGUAAAUUACAUUCUGA
Messenger RNA from Tetrahymena thermophila SB210, 1173 nucleotides. Its product is annotated as transmembrane protein, putative. Lineage: Eukaryota; Ciliophora; Oligohymenophorea; Hymenostomatida; Tetrahymenidae. The record is from RefSeq and is a predicted model, not a curated record. The transcript has 7 exons.